This is a messenger RNA of Aspergillus pseudonomiae, 1251 nucleotides long. RefSeq names its product tRNA-ribosyltransferase family protein. Gene Ontology annotation, cellular component: cytosol. The coding region runs from base 1 to 1251 and encodes 416 amino acids. The record is from RefSeq and is a predicted model, not a curated record. The transcript has 8 exons. Gene Ontology annotation, molecular function: tRNA-guanosine(34) queuine transglycosylase activity. Lineage: Eukaryota; Fungi; Ascomycota; Eurotiomycetes; Eurotiales; Aspergillaceae.
AUGUCUACAUCUGCACCGACCACUUCUGCGCCGCGCAAGCCAAUGCCCUCCGCAUUGACGUUCGAUCUGCAUACGAAAUGCUCGACCACCAAGGCUCGUGCCAGUACUCUGCAUCUUCCUCAUGGCUCAGUUCCCCUCCCGAUCUUUAUGCCGGUUGCGACGCAGGCGUCCCUCAAGGGUUUGACGUAUGAUCAGCUCAAGCAGACCGGAUGCAUGCUAUGCUUGAAUAACACCUAUCACUUGGGGUUGAAACCUGGACAGGCGGUCUUGGACGAGGUGGGCGGUGCGCAUAAGUUGCAAGGCUGGGAUCGAAAUAUUCUCACCGAUAGUGGCGGUUUCCAAAUGGUUUCCUUGCUCAAACUUGCUACUGUCACGGAGGAAGGUGUUCGAUUCCUUAGUCCUCACGAUGGUACACCUAUGCUGCUCACUCCGGAACACUCUAUCUCCCUGCAGAACUCGAUAGGCUCGGAUAUUAUCAUGCAGCUCGAUGAUGUUAUCGCGACCACUUCGCCGGACCACGCGAGGAUUGAGGAGGCCAUGGAACGAUCGGUGCGGUGGUUGGAUCGGUGCAUCGACGCGCACAAGUACCCCGAGAGGCAAAACCUGUUCUGUAUCAUCCAGGGAGGAUUGGAUCUAGAAUUGCGGAGGAAAUGCUGCGCUGAAAUGGUGGCGCGAGAUACACCAGGCAUUGCCAUCGGAGGACUCUCCGGAGGUGAAGCUAAGGAGGAGUUCUGCAAAGUCGUCGACACUUGUACUGGGCUUCUUCCAGAUCAGAAACCGAGAUAUGUGAUGGGUGUCGGCUACCCCGAGGACUUGAUUGUGGGAGUUGCACUCGGUGCAGACAUGUUCGACUGUGUUUGGCCCACGAGAACAGCUCGAUUUGGAAACGCGGUGGUCCCUUCCGGCACUCUCAACCUUCGCAAUCACACUUUUGCCCAAGACUUCAGGCCAGUGCAAGAAGGCUGCACUUGCACCAUCUGUCGACCCAGAGAUCAGGGUGGCCUCGGAAUUACACGGGCCUAUAUACAUCAUCUAGCGGCCAAGGAAACGGUUGGCGCUCACCUCCUUACAAUUCAUAAUGUUCAUUAUCUACUUUCCCUGAUGGGCGCUGCGCGACAGGCUAUCUUGGAGGACCGCUUCCCGGCAUUCUUACGGGAGUUCUUCAGCAAGCUGUAUGGAGACAAAUCUAAGUACCCGGAAUGGGCGGUGGGGGCGCUACGGGGGGUCGGCGUUGAUUUGAUGGAAGACUAG